UUAUGUAAUAGACAUGUUUAUUUGUACUGUCACAUGUCUUGUUAGUUUUUGUGUGUGUGAAACAUAGCUUCUUCGAUGCCACACCUAUUUCUGAGAAGUCAGACAAUAAAAUACUGUUGUAGCAGUUGUAACAAUUGCAAAGUAAUGAAAACCAGGGUGCUGGAAAAUGACCAUUUUCGUAAUUUCCUUUGCCUGACCUUACUUUAUCAAUCCACCCAUGUUUGAGCCUGAGCCCAGCCUGUCCGACACAACACCCUGGACAGGACACUGGGGCUCAGACACACCUAUGGGUGUUCCCAGACCCCACUUAACCUAAGCAGCAUGUCUUUGAGCUGUGAGUGGAAACCCUAGCGUAACUUACAAACUCUACACAAAACACAGACCAAAAUCGAACCCGGGACCAAGAGCUGACACUCUACGGUACCACCUACUCUUACCCAUGUUCUUAAAACAUAAUGGCUAGAAUUCAUAACAUUUGACCUUUUUGGGGAUCUUUUGUUAAAAGACGGGGGUCUAUGUCUUUGUAAACACGUGGGACUUCUUAGUGUCAGCUGUUUCACCCUAAAUUGUUAGGUCGCGAGAAGAAAGCCGACCUGCAUCAUUGUAAGGCCUUUGUCUCCACCUCGUGGUCGUCCUGUGUAAUAGCACCGAUAAGAUCGGAACGCAGAGCCUCCAAUUCUGCCGCACAGAAGCCUGUCAGUCAGGCUGCUCCUGUCAAAGCACCACAAGUAUUUAACAGUCUGGGAGCUCUGUGCUCCUACAAACGUCACAGAGAAAAAAAAACAAGGAAAUUAUAAUUGAUCCAAAGGGCAAAUGUCUCUAAAUGGCAUGAGUCUGUUAGUCAGUUCUUCGUUGUUCUUGAACACACAGCUGUGCAAACCUAGACUUAGUUGAAUCCCUCCGAACAUGAACUGAGAUAUAUAUAUAUAAGAGCCUUUACUGCAUUAUAAAUCCGUUCAGCCAGGUACUACAGCCACCUCGUUUCAGGACAAAACCCCAGAGACGAGACCGGGAAAGGCUGUGAUAUUCAGUCAAUUGAGCUGGGAAGACCAGUGUCCUUGUAACAGGCCAUCUGAUAUUGAUGGCGUGGUGUCACACAAUAAGACGUGCCGUCGUCGCGCGGUUAUUAUACCGCUAGGACGCCAAACGACAAGAAGCGGAGAGGCCGAGGACCGAAGGGUAUCCUGAAACCGGACUGCCCUAGUCACAGGGAUGAAACGCACAUCUCGUUUUCGCGGCGCAGGUAUCAAAAAGCGACGCGAGUUACCAAUUCGGGCAGGAGGACCCUGUUCCUCGAAGUCUGGUCUCAAAAUAGCAGCACCCGGGAGCUGCACCGCAUCCGGCGGGGGGUCUCUAAUGGUAUGAUCCCGCUGUUCUGAGAAGCAGAUGCUGCUGUUUUAUCGGCGGAAAUAAAAAACCGAAAAUACCAAUAAAACCGGCUAUCCACAGCGACAGCAGUCAGCGGGAAGCUGCCGUUUUUUUUUUUGCAGGGGGAUCUGCCAGCGAGCCGAACCUGUCGCGGCGGCAGGUGGGGGAAAUCUGAUUUUAGGACAUCCAGACGUUAGGAGAAGCGGUAGAAACGGUGCAGGUGCGGACGCGAAUGAGCCUCUCUCCUGGCCGGCGGCCUCCGGGAAGUGGCGAAGGCGCAGGGGUCCGCCGCCGACAGCACAGCGCUGACAAAAAUGGGAGCCCGGCGCCGCUCGUCACAGCCGCGGCUCGUCCGUCUGCAACCUAGCAAGACCCGCAGGGUGAAGGAGUAGCACACAGAGACGGCGCCCACGGCAUCCAAGUCGCCCACAGAGGAUGUUCCGUGCAAGCACCCGGCCAGCUGAAGGUUGCUGGAUGGUCGCCGGAGCCCAGCAGCAGGAAGAGCCAUCCUGCUGAGGGCCACACAUGCAGGGCCGGGCGAUCCCCCUGCUCCUCCGCCCACCUGCACGCUCACCAGCGCGAUGCCCAGCCUCCCGGCCCCCAGCCUGGGCGGCAACUCCAGCGCCGCGCCCUGGGCCUCCUCUCCGGCCCACUGCGCGGUGAAGAUCGCCCUGAUCCUCGCCAUCCUCUGCGCCUCCCUGUUCGGGAACGUGCUGGUGCUCCUGGUGUUCCACCGCAAGCCCCAGCUGCUGCACGUGGCCAACCGCUUCGUCCUCAACCUGCUGCUGGCCGACCUGCUGCAGACCGUGCUGGUGAUGCCGUUCGCCAUCGCCGCCGCCGUCCCCGGCGUCUGGCCGCUGGACGCCCGCCUGUGCCAGGCCCUGGUGGUGCUCAUGCACCUGUUCGCCUUCGCCGGGGUCAACACCAUCAUCGUGGUGUCCGUGGACAGGUACCUGGCCAUCAUCCACCCUCUCUCCUACCCCACCCGGAUGACGCCUCACCUGGGGACCAACCUGAUCGCCCUCACCUGGCUGCUGAGCGUCCUGCAGAGCACGCCUCCCCUGUAUGGCUGGGGGGCCAUCGCCUUCGACCGGCGCCACAGCCUCUGCACGGUGGUGUGGUCCUCCAGUUACUCCUACUCCUCCUUGGUCUCCACCUCCUCCUUCUGGGUGCCCGUCUGCAUCAUGCUGGGCUGCUACUGGAUGGUGUUCCGGGCGGCCAGGAGGCAAAACGCCCUGGUCCACCCCACGCAGGCCGCCAGCCACGGCACCCCGGGCCCGGAGCAGCAGCAGCCCCUGGGGUACUCGGCGGGGUACCCCACGAAGACGCGGCACAGGAAGUUCCACUACCACUGCAAGGCAGCUAAGGUCGUCUUCGUCAUCGUGUCCUCGUACAUCUUCAGCAUGGGGCCCUACAGUAUCCUCGGCACCAUCUCCAUCAACCCCAGCAAUUCCGUGCCCCCCUGGCUCAGCUCCCUGGCCCUCAUCCUGUUCUUCUUGCAGUGCUGCAUUCACCCCUACAUCUACGGCUACAUGCACCGCAGCGUGCGCAAGGAGUUCCUGGCGCUGCUCUGCGGCUCCCUCUGCAGGACAGGCCAGCCGCGGGGCUCGGCCGCGGGCAGCUGCUUCACCGUGACCGACGGCCGGCCCGCGCACUCCCACUUCCCGGGCAUGGCGGCCCGGGUCUGCCCCCUGCGCACCUGGGAGGAGGGCACCACGUCCUCCUCCCCGACGGAGAGGAGGUCCAAGGACAGCCGCCGGGAGACCACCUCCGUCAGCCUCAGCUCCGAGAAGGAGCUCAACGUCCUGGCCAAGUGAGCCGAACGCGGGCAGGUCUUACCCCCCCCGCGGACUACAGCUGUACGCUACGCUGUGGCACGGCCCUGUGUGGGGUCCAGCCCACGUGCUGGUCGAGCUGCAGCUUUAACUGGUGUACAUAGAGAGAGACACGUUUCUGCAACCAAGUGGACGGGUAGACACCUGGGUUGCUUGGGUGUCUGAUUUUCUUGACAAAUUCAGGUUUGUGUCCAAAUUGCUCAGUCUUCAAAACAAGUCCUAUCUAUUACUGGCAGGAGAAAAGAGAUGCGUUCCACCCUGCAUACAGUACCUUCAUCAGAAUGCACAAUGUACAAUGUACCACGAAGCCUGGUCAGAGAACCCUACUUAUUCACAGUAUUUAGGCUGGGAUUAUUACACAUUUUUUCUCACUCAGAUGCUUUUUAGUUUAAUCUGUCAAUAGUCUAUGUUCAGGUUUUUUUUUUUUUACUUUUUUCAAGAAAAGGCCAAUCUGGUCUCUCUAAGGUCCACACAGACAUGGUGCUUUACUUAACAAAGAAAUCUCAUUAAGUGCUCUUUUUCAAGGAUUUCAGAAAGAGAGUAGGGCCACCUUAAGCCCAGUGUGCAUGUGUAUAGGUAUAGGUUUAUAGGUUAAUAAAUAAAGUCUUGGGUUCAACAUCUGACUUUUAAAAUAAUAGGAAGGCCAAAUGCAUCUAAUCACCGUCUGCAGUAUGAAUUUAGCUCUAAGAUUUUUCAGUGUGAGGGCUUUGAGCCAGAAGUGUGAAAGAGCAUCAGUAAGUCACAACAGGCUCGGCGUCUGUGCUCUGCAUUGUGUUUCCAGGUAGGUCAGAGGCAACGAUGACGAUGUGAGAAGGACACCGCUUUCCCCAGUAUGUUCUCUGCAUUGCUGCUGCCGAAGAAAAUUGCUCACAGCGAUGGCACGGGCACAGAGCCCGAAAGCACUGAGCCUGUUAAAGCUUAGACUGAGCUGCGAAGUAAACAGUGACACGUGUGUCUGGUAACUGAAACCAGCGUUUAGUUUUUAGACUUCCUCAUACAUGAGUCGCAUUCUUCUUUCUUGGUUUCUAGACUGCAGAUUGCCGGGUGUUUCUGGCAAGUAUUUGUCCGUCCCCCCGCCCCCGUUUCAUGUAGACAAAACUGCAAUCCCGAUUCAUUUUUUAGGAUUUAAAAUGACUGAGAAUGAGAUGCUGAUGGCCCCUAAUCCAGUGCGAUCCUUCCACAUGAAGAUGCCUUGUGGUGUUUGACUGCCCUAUGUCACAUUGGCCUAGGUGAUGUUCACUGCUACAGAAGUGCAAUAUUGUCUUGCUUGCCCCCAAUGUUGACAGCCAAGGACUCAAUAACAUACCCACCUGAAGCGAGAGUGCUUCUUACAGUAAGGGGGUUCAGACCCAUAAACUCUGCCAAGACACUUUACUGUGCUCUGAGAAAAGAACUACAUUCUCAUCUGAAUCUCAGCGCACCCUGAAAACAAGUCACUGUUUAAUGGGUAUUAAAAGGCCUUUCCUCAGUUUAAGGUAAUUCUCUUCAUACCCCUGAAAAGCACUUUGUAUUUCUGAUAAUUCAGGCUCUUUGGAAACCUCCAUGCUCUACAAUGAAAACGGCACAACUGUUAAAGAUUGUAUCAUCUGUAUUUUCUAAGAUGUCUGUAACUGAUGAGGAAAUUGCAACAGAAAAAAAAUCGGAUGGAAACUGCCAGCUUUGAUUGUAUAAAUAAAAUAAGAAUCGAAAGAACCAUUGGGAUCCUAGUUAAAUUGUGGAAAGGUUUUCGCAAGCUUCUCCGAGACAGAUCCAUCGUGUUCUACAUACUUCAUGCAAAACCGUGCGCAGCCCAGUUAUUAAGAGUUGGCAUUUUCUCUGUAGUCUAGUCUCCAGAAAGGUGAAAAUCAUAACAUCACGUGAAUGACUUCGCAAUUCCUGCAUCUGCCUUGGACUGUUAUAUCUCCCACUCCUCUUAGCACAAGUGCUGCACGUAAUGCUGUUCUAAAUGUGAACAGGAACCAAAACCAAACAGAACGAAAGAAAUGCCUGUUUUUGACAGCUAAUGUCAUUACUUCAGCUGCACUUUCAUAUUCAUAGGAUAUGUUCUUGCAGAAGAGUGAGCUGAAUACAUCAGCCCAUCUCUUAGUGUUGUUUACCAGAGAAAGGGAAAAAAGUCCAAGCAGUGACCCUUCUCAUGGAUCCAAGUCUGGUUGAUAAAAGAAACCUUAUACUGUUAAUUGUAGUUGUUUGGAUAUGAAGUGUUUGAAUAGUUACGCUCUGCACCGUUUACAGUUUGAGCUUAUUAAGAGAAUCUUCCGGCAUGUGACUUGACAAUUAGUGUAUUAAUACACACCCUGUAUAUACAUACUAACCAGACACAGCAAAUCAGAUGUUAAAACCUCAAAACCCCGGAAGAGGUUAUGAUGUGCAUGAAAUUGGUUUUUACUUUGCCAUAUCAUACCAGGCAAAGGGCUUUGUUUCAGUUGUGAAAACAGUGUAGACAAUCAAAAUGACCAGUUUAGGGAAAAGUAAAGGAUAAGUAGUAAUAGUACAAUUCUCUACCUGUGCUGUAACAGAUGGUUCAUACUUAUAUAUAUAUAGUAACAAAGAGAAAAGUAAUGACUAGUAUGUUUUAUAUGCUAUUUAUUAUCUAGAGGUUUAUGUAAAAUUUAUAUUGUGGAUUUUUCAUUUGAUCAUUUUCAGAAUGGUUUCAAACUACUUCUGUACAUUUUGUAUUAUGGAAUAAAAACACGUGAAGUUCUUAAAACUCUUAUUGUUCCAACAGCACCCAGAGGAGACAACAAAAAAUUCAAUACAACAUUAAAUGUUUAAAAAGUACAGAUCUGUGGUACCCUCUAAACAUUAAAGCACAUUAAAAAUAAAAAAAUGAGGAAGGCCAAAAAAAAACCCCCAUCUUACGUGCCAAGACAACAGCUAGUAAACCUGCACCAGGGUGCGUGUGUGGGUCUGGUCCUUGCAGUCAAACACCAAAAUCGGCCACAGCUGUGCUGUAGAAACAACUCGGGUCUCGACAAAACGAGAGGAAGGACAAAACAGGAGGACGAUCAACCCCGAGCAAAAUUUGCUGGACUACUCUGACCCAUCCUGGGCUUAACAUUUUUCAUUCCGACAUUGCAAACAAGGUUCGACCACUCAUUACAGAGCCUGCGGCUGGUUAGGUCUGAUACUGCUAGAUAAAGCAACAGGCAACGCUGAAUAUAGGUUAUUUGGCUGUCUCUAUCGUUAGGAGGACAAGAAUACAGGAAAUGGCAAAAGACAACCUCCCAGUUCAGCUGCUCGGCUAUAUAACAGGCCAGAAAGCAAUCUCUAAGUGAUCACGCCAGGUUGCCACAGAACAGCUGUCGUGAGAAUAUCUCUUCGUCUUUUCAGGGGUGGCUGCUUCACCAGGAGAGCGCUGCUUGACGAAUCCCACCUGCUUGGGGAAUCCUGGUCAUCCCUAGGGAUGUGACAUGCCCCAGGCUCGGACCGGAGCCCUUUACUGGAGGAGUCUCUCGGCAGGGCCCCAAGGUUUAGUACUUUCCUGGGGAGUCAAACAAAUGCUUAAAGAGCACAAGCAAACGGUUAACGACAGCACCAUGCCACAAAAAGGAUAUGUCUUUGUAAUCAAGGUUGUGCCAUUUAUUUCAUAUUAACCGAAGGACAGCAAUAAAAAUUCAAUAAAAAUAACGAGAAAAAGCAAACAGAUAUGAGACUGGGCACUGGCAUAGUAAAGAAAAGAAGAUAUUAAAAAAUUAUACAGGGCACUAUGUACAGGUAUUCAAUGCUACUCCUCUCACUCCCGACAGAAGACAGAAAAGACACUGGAAAAAAAAAAUCACAUUUUAAUU
Molecule: messenger RNA, 6991 nt
Organism: Lepisosteus oculatus (spotted gar)
Lineage: Eukaryota; Metazoa; Chordata; Actinopteri; Semionotiformes; Lepisosteidae
Gene: gpr101
Product: G protein-coupled receptor 101
Biological process (GO): G protein-coupled receptor signaling pathway
Cellular component (GO): recycling endosome; plasma membrane
Molecular function (GO): G protein-coupled receptor activity
Source: RefSeq, a predicted model, not a curated record